AAAUUGUAUUAAAUAUUAAUCGCGUGAACAACAAGUGGCAGCUAUAGUAAAGAACAGCCUAAAAGUCGACUAAUGAUAGCAAGGGUUGGUAUAGUAGUUGGAGUAGUAGUUGUCGGCAAUUAUUAUUGUCGACAACACCGGCACCGAUACCGACACCAACAAAUCAUAGCAACAAAUAGACAGACACUACCUAAUAGUUUAUCUACCCGUUCAUCAUCAGCAUUGUUAGGACAGUUAUUUAAAUCCCUAUCCCCACCACCAACACCAACAUCAACACCAUUGCGAACCGGGUUAAUGAUUAUUGAUGACCACCACCACCAGCACCUGCAGCAGGAAGUCAUUGAACGGCUAGCUAUAGCUGUACAGCCCAUGUAUGUUAGGAUUAUUUUAGGUGGCGAUCGGGGGCUACGGGUUGUAUAGUUAAUAGACAACAAUCAUCAGCUGAUAAUACAUACAUAAAAAUAAUUACCUGUCAACAUGUUGUCCGAGGGAAACAAUUGGUUAUAGUCAACACAAACAAUGUGUGUGUGUGUGUGUGUAUUUUAUGAUUAGGGCCGACAUAAGUAAGAAACGACAGUUUCAGAGACGUCUAGCCGAGCACCGGGAGAUCAGACUGGGCUAUCAUAUUACGUACACUAAUAGCUUCAUGUGUUUGACCGCUAAAAUUAUGGACACCGACGGAAAUUUUGAAUUGGAUUCCAACUAUCAAAUUUGUAAACUAAAUGGACAGUCAAUCGUAUCGAUGGAUCAUUUAGUUGGACUACUGGCCGACUGUCCAAACAAUCAGCCGAUUAACCUAUCGGUUAGACUAAUAGAUGACGAGACGGCACUGGUAUAUGAAUCGGAUAAAACAAUUCAAUUGAUGUCAACCGGACUCAUCAAUAUUUAAUUAUAGAGAGAGAGGACAGCAUUAUCACACAAACAGUUUCAUACCAAUCAAUUAAUUAAUUCAAAAAAUUUAUUAUUAAA
This is a messenger RNA of Oppia nitens, 969 nucleotides long. RefSeq lists its product as uncharacterized. The coding region runs from base 545 to 889 and encodes 114 amino acids. The record is from RefSeq and is a predicted model, not a curated record. The transcript is spliced from 3 exons. Lineage: Eukaryota; Metazoa; Arthropoda; Arachnida; Sarcoptiformes; Oppiidae.